AUGGACUCCCUGACCAUCGCUAAAUACAUCUCCAUCCCAGCAACCUUCAUCCUAACCGGCUACGGCAUCUCCGCCUCCCAAUCCACCGUGCCACUCCUCUACAAAGUUCCCACAAACAUCUCCGCCGAAGUCUUCAAGGGCGUCUAUCUCAACGGCAAAUCCUUCGUCGCUCCCGGCGCCAUCAUCUCCGCCAGCGCCCUCGCAUACCUGGCUUACGCCAUCCCGUCUCAGAGACAACUCUACGCUGCAGCAUGUGGAUUGAUUCUCAGCACACAGGUCUGGACUGUAGGCGUGAUGCUGCCUGGCAUCAACCGGAUCAUGGAGAUUUCUAGGAGUGUGGUUGAGCAGCAGAAAGCGGACGCCACGGGGGAGACGGUCAAGUUGAUGAAGGCGUGGGUGUUGCAGAAUUGGGUCAGGGCUGCCUUGUCAGGGGCGAGUGGGUUAACCGCUUUGUCUGCUUGGGUGGGGGGUGCUUGA
Messenger RNA from Saxophila tyrrhenica, 477 nucleotides. RefSeq lists its product as uncharacterized. The record is from RefSeq and is a predicted model, not a curated record. The transcript has a single exon. The coding region runs from base 1 to 477 and encodes 158 amino acids. NCBI's taxonomy places the organism in Eukaryota, Fungi, Ascomycota, Dothideomycetes, Mycosphaerellales, Extremaceae.